Callithrix jacchus (white-tufted-ear marmoset) is the source of this 2922-nucleotide messenger RNA. It is a transcript of the gene SLC25A31, whose product is annotated as solute carrier family 25 member 31. Gene Ontology annotation, biological process: mitochondrial ADP transmembrane transport; mitochondrial ATP transmembrane transport; negative regulation of mitochondrial outer membrane permeabilization involved in apoptotic signaling pathway. The record is from RefSeq and is a predicted model, not a curated record. NCBI's taxonomy places the organism in Eukaryota, Metazoa, Chordata, Mammalia, Primates, Cebidae. Gene Ontology annotation, molecular function: ATP:ADP antiporter activity. Gene Ontology annotation, cellular component: mitochondrial inner membrane.
GCUUCAUUGUAUCUUCAAUAAAUUUUUUUAAGAGACAGGAUCUGUUACCCAGGUAGGAGUGUAGUGGUGAGAUCAUAGCUCACUGCAGCCUUCAAUUCCUGGGCUCAAGAAAUCCUCCUGUCUCAGCCUCCUGAGUAGCUGUACUAAGCCCUAUAGGUUUGUGCAACCAUGCUCAGCUUGCUUGCUUUUCUUUUCUUUCCGUUCUUUUCUUUUCUCUCUCUCUCUUUCUUUUCUUUUCUUCUUUUCUUCCUUUCUUUUUUUGUAAAGAAGGGGCCUCAUUAUGUUGCCCAGGCUAAACUUGGCCCAAAGUGCUGGGAUUACAGGCAUGAGCCAUUGGUACCUGGCCUUCAAUAAUUUUUCAGUGAAAAAAAGGGGUCCUGCAAUCAAAAAGUUUGUGAACUACUCUUUCAGAUAGACCAUAGGGUCUAAUUCUAGGCCCUCAACCCUAGAAUUAGAAUUGCUUCAAACAUUAGAAUUACCUGGAGAAUUUAAAUACUGAUGCCAGGCCUCACUUCUAGAGGUUCUGAUUUAAUAGGGCCUAAUGUCAAGCAUCAAUUUGAAAUACAAAACAAAACACCACUCAUCCCUUUGAAUGUGCAGUCUGGAUUGAGAACCCCGCUCUGGCUAUUAUCAAUUUAAAUACAAGAUGAAAAAGGAACAUGUAUUAUGCUAUGAGGGCACAAUCAGCAAAACGACACAGAAAGUGACUAGACAAAGAAUCCCUGCUUAAGGAACGGAUUAAAGCAAUUCCCAAGGGAAUCUGAAGCAUUAACAGGCAUAUAGGGAGAGAUAUAAGGGGAACAUCACUUGAAUUACACUACAGGUAAGACUGGCUUUUAAGAUGCCAAGAAAGGUCAAAGGAACCAUCUCUGGUCAGAAAACAUAAGGGAUUAACGUGAUUAAGAAAGUGAAGGGGGUAACACUGGGAACUGAAAUCACAAUCUGGUAACCUCACACCACUGGUUUACUGCUCUGGCCUAGUCUCAGCUGCUGAAUUUCUUCAUACAAAACUGGCUCUCCUGGGUCCCUCCCCUCAUCUUUCCUGCACAGUGCUCACCGCCUCCAGAACGCUCCCUCAUCAGAAAGCUCAGGCUCCACUCAGUGAAGGGCGCAGGCUGCACCGCACGUCCGGGAGCCACGUGUCAGGGGUCACGUGUCAGGCGCCAGGUAGCAGAAGGCCGUUGGAGCGCCUGCGCAGCUUUUCUCCACACCGCACACACACGCGCUGCUCUUCCAGCGCCCCCAGAGCCGCUUUCCCGCCAGGACGACACUUCACCGGUUUUCAGCUUCCCUUCAUCGUCGCUCCAGCACUCGUUUUUAGUCCUGCUGUUGGCUUUUAUAUCCUUCUCCGCCAUGCCGCGUGAGCCUGCGAAGAGGAAGGCAGAAAAGCAGCUGUUUGACGCCUCAUCCUUCGGGAAGGACCUUCUGGCCGGCGGAGUCGCGGCAGCUGUGUCCAAGACAGCAGUGGCGCCCAUUGAGCGGGUGAAGCUGCUGCUGCAGGUGCAGGCCUCGUCGAAGCAGAUCAGCCCGGAGGCACAGUACAAAGGCAUGGUGGACUGCCUGGUGCGGAUUCCUCGCGAGCAGGGUUUCUUCAGUUUUUGGCGUGGCAAUUUGGCAAAUGUUAUUCGGUAUUUUCCAACACAAGCUCUAAACUUUGCUUUUAAGGACAAAUACAAGCAGCUAUUCAUGUCUGGAGUUAAUAAAGAAAAACAGUUCUGGAGGUGGUUUUUGGCCAACCUGGCUUCUGGUGGAGCUGCUGGGGCAACAUCCUUAUGUGUGGUAUAUCCUCUAGAUUUUGCCCGAACCAGAUUAGGUGUCGAUAUUGGAAAAGGUCCUGAAGAGCGACAAUUCAAGGGUUUAGGUGACUGUAUUAUGAAAAUAGCAAAAUCAGAUGGAAUUCCUGGUUUAUACCGAGGGUUUGGUGUUUCAGUACAGGGCAUCAUUGUGUACCGAGCCUCUUAUUUUGGAGCUUAUGACACAGUUAAGGGUUUAUUACCAAAGCCAAAGAAAACUCCAUUUCUUGUCUCCUUUUUCAUUGCUCAAGUUGUAACUACAUGCUCUGGAAUACUUUCUUAUCCCUUUGACACAGUUAGAAGACGUAUGAUGAUGCAGAGUGGUGAGGCUGAACGGCAAUAUAAAGGAACCUUAGACUGCUUUGUGAAGAUAUACCAACAUGAGGGAAUCAAUUCCUUUUUUCGUGGUGCCUUCUCCAAUAUCCUUCGUGGUACAGGGGGUGCUUUGGUGUUGGUAUUAUAUGAUAAAAUUAAAGAAUUCUUUAAUAUUGAUAUUGGUGGUAGUUCAUAGGGAGAGUAAAUUAAGAAAUACAUGGAUUGAACUUAAACAUACAAAUUACAUAGCUGCCAUUUGCAUACAUUUUGAUAGUGUGUUACUGUCUGUAUUUUGUUAAAGUGCUAGUUCUGCAAUAAAGCAUAUAUUUUUUUCAAGGGUUUAAAUACUAAAUAUCAGAUUUUUCUUCCGACUUAGACUCAAACACAUUUUAAUGUGAUAUUUCAUUUAUUAAAGGUAGUGUAUUUUGUUAGUUUAAAAUUCUUUUAUGAUUAAAAAUUAAAAUGUAUAAUGCUGAAAUCUAAGAAAUGAAAGUAUCCUCUUUUAAAUUGCUAGUCAUUUAAUAUACCUGUUUUCUCAUCUUUUAAAAUUAUAUGGCAUGACAAAUAUUUCUUAAAAGCUUAUCAAGAGAUGUCAUCAUAUCUGUAGGCACAAAUAAGCUUUGUUCUUUAUCUCUUCUAAGACAGCACAGCUAUUACUGUGUACGUAUUUACAGUAUCAGUUAGCCUUUGAUCAUAGAUGUGAUCAUUUAAAGAUUUGAUAAUGAUUUCAGUGACAUAAACUGAAACUGGAAAAUAAAAAUGGCUUAUCUGCUGGUUUAUCUUAGAAAUAAAUAAAAUCUUGCUAGUGUGAAUA